GCCACAGUUGCCAUGAGUUGUGCGGAGGUGAUGUAUCACCCUCAGCCAUAUGGAGCAACCCAGUAUUUGUCCAACUCGGUGGCAGCGGCAUCCUGCCCCACAGCUUAUUACCAUACCGCUCCCCAAUCCAGCCAGCAGAAAAAGUUAGCGGUAUACAGCAAGAUGCAGGAGUCUCUGGAAAUGACCCUUCCCAGCAAACAAGAGGAGGAGGAGGAGGAGGAGGAGGAGGAUGAGGAGGAGGAGGAGGAGAAAGACCAGCCUGCCGAGAUGGAGUACCUUAACUCUCGAUGUGUCCUUUUCACUUAUUUCCAGGGAGACAUUGGUUCAGUAGUGGAUGAACACUUCUCAAGAGCUUUGGGCCAAGCCAGCAGCUUCCAUACAGAAUCUGCCAUUUCAAAAAACAAGAUGGGGCUAACCCCUCUAUGGAGAGACAGCUCAACUCUUUCAAGCCAGAGGAGUAGUUUCCCGACUUCAUUUUGGACCAGCUCUUACCAGCCCCCACCUCGGCCCUGUUUAAGUGGAGUUCACCCUGACUUCUCAGUCACUGCACCAGGCACCUUUGCAGCAGCUGAUCCUGGUCCCUGGCCAGGACACAAUUUGCAUCAGACUGCCCCUCCCCCACCCCCUUCCGUGUCAGAGUCCUGGCACUAUCCACUGACAUCUCAGGUGAGCUCAUCAUACACACACAUGCAUGAUGUGUACAUGCAUCACCAUCAUCCCCACCCACACAUGCACCACCGCCACCAUCACCACCCUUCUGCCAGCUCCCAUUUGGAUCCUCGGUAUGGCUCUUUUCUGAUGCCAUCAGUUCGUACAGCCAGGAUUCCUGCUCCUCAGUGUGACAUUACAAAGACAGAUCCUACUACUGUCACCACUGCUACCUCAGCAUGGGCUGGAGCCUUUCAUGGAACAGUGGAUAUUGUGCCAAGUUUUGGGUUUGAUUCAGGUCUGCAGCACCAGGACAAGAGCAAGGAGUCUCCUUGGUUCUGAAGCACACAAUAGUAGCAAGUAAAUCUGGAUUCAGAACCCCGGGACAACUGGCAUGGAGCUGUCACCAGUGUUUCUUUAUUUCUGCAUGAGGACAAGAUACAUAUUCAUUGAAGGAGAAGAUGAAAAAUCAGACAUUUUGGUUUUGUUUUGGAGCCUUUUCUUGAGAAGGCUUAAUGGGACCUAGAACACUGAAAAAAAAAGUCUUUGUUUGUUUGAUUCUUCCCUUAUCUGAGCCUGUGCAACUCUCCUCUCUUUGCUCUUUUCAACAGCAUGAUUUAUUUUCCAUUUAAUUUUGAUUUUUGUUCCUUUUAAACAAAUCACCUUGUUUGUCAGGAAAAGCCAAGCCACAAUGGCAAUGCUCAUCCUUUCAGGAAUACAAUUUUGUAGCUCUCUGUGCAUCUAUUUUUGUAGAAAUACAGAAAGUGUGGUCUAGCAUUGAUGGGCUAUUUUAGAGGGAUGUAUUUUUUUUAAAAAAAUUGUAAAAAUUGUUAGGUUCUGUUUAAAGAACUUGCUCUCAGAGAAGCACUGGCAACAAUAUAUAAAAAUGCUUACUUGUAGAUAUCUGUGAUGUGAUGUGUCUAUGUUUUUCAGGUUACCUCAAGUGUUUGAUAUUUUUCCUUUUAAAGAUGGUAGCACAUUGCCAAACCAGUAUGGUAUUGUUUUCACAUGAUAGUGCUUUGAAGGGUUGAAACUUUCAACUCUUGUCCUAGCUUAUACAGCUAUUAGGUGCAUAUAUGGUUUCAAAGGAAAGUUCUUCAGUGUUCAUGGUAGAGCAGAAAAUGAAUAUUUCAUUUCUUUGGCAUCAUCUGAAGAGUUUGCCCAUAGUAUCAUAGUUAUAUUCCCAGCUCAUCCAGCCUGCAUAAGUGUAUCCAGAAUUCAUACGGGCAAUUGGUAACCCAUUAGUUCCAGUGAAUCUGGUCCAUUGUUUCAAAUUAUCUAUUCUUGGUAGCAUAAAGUCCCAUUGUUUUAAGUGGAUUUUUUUUCCUGGUGAGAGAUUUGAAAAGGGAAUAUGCAAGUUUUGUAAUAAGCAAGGUGCUCUACAAAUCACAAAACUAUGAGCUUAAUAGUUAUUUCAUAAGAGUACUCCAAAUUUUUUUUCUUUUUUCUUUUUCUCCCUCUGACAUCUGAAACCAAGAGAUUGCUAUGGCACAGUAGAUGGAAAGCUUGCCUUAGAAUCCAGAAGCCUAGGUUCAAGUCCCACAUCUGACACAUACUAGCUCUGGGACCAGUUAAGUCCCUUAACCCUCAUUGCUCUAAGAGGUUUUCUAAAGCUCAGUUUUUGAAGAGAAGUUUCUGACUUGCAUUUGUGGAGGGAUUGUCUUUACUUUGGAGUCCCUAUAUCAGUGAAAUCACAGGUCCAGUUCCUGUCCAUGCCAUUUAAGGAAAAUACAUAUACUCUGUAAUAUUUCCAGCAUAUAUUUUGCAGUUCUUGAAGUGUACUUUUUUUUUAAGUGAACAUUUCUAAGGCAAACCUAUGGGUAUGAUCAGAACCAAGGAAGAAUUUGAUUUGGGUUAUUAAUCAGCAUCAUUUAGAAUGUGUUAAUUGAAAAAUUAUGGAUUCUGAAGGGAAAGGCACAGAUCAAAUGAGAUGAAAUUUCAUGUUUGUGAUAUUGAUUUGUACAGAAUGUGUACUGACAUUGAGAAUCAAUGAACAGAGUAUAGGCAUUGGUAUUUCUUAUCAUCUUCAGUGGUUAAAAAUAUGACUUGUUACUUUCUUUGGUAAUUCCAGAGCUGAGCAAAGUUGAAAAAUGAGCUCCAAGAACUUCUAAGUUUUGUUUGCUGGGAUGAUUUCUCAUUUUCCCUUUCCUUAUGAAAUUCAAAGUACAAUAAAUUACCACUUUAAAGCUUGAAGCAUAUAUUUCUGUGUAUAUAUAUCUUAGUAUGUUAAACAACACCAUAAACUUAGCUAGGAUGGAUUUUCAUAACUGAUUUUCAAAUCUAUGGUUAUAUUUUGUGGAUCUCUGCUUUUCUUCUUAUAACCUGUGUAUUCUUUCUUAUAUAUCCUUUGGGUUCUAGGCCUUUAUCUUCCCUCUGUUUUUACUAUGUUUUGGUUUCAUAAUGUUCUUCUUAACUGGACACAACUUUAAUAUAAUACGCCCCUGUGAAUUGCCUUCAUUUCUUUCUGGUGUAUACUCGAAAGUUAGGGUAACUUCCAUGUACGGGUGAUAGGCAUUAAUAAUAGUAGCUAGGAUUUACAUAGCGCUUUAAGUUUUGCAAAGUGUUGUACAUAUGUUAACUCUAUUAUCAUGCUCAUUUUACACAUAAGGUAACUGAGGCUGAGGUUAAGUGAUGCUUAGUGUAUAAAGUGGGAUUUGAACUCCCUCAAAGUUCAGUGUUUACCCACUUAGCCACUUAACUGUCUCCCACUCAUUCAGUAGGAUGUGGGCUUGCCCUCUAGGAAAUUAUAGCAUGGCUAACUGUGUUGAUUCUGUUAUUGAGAAUGGCAAGUGGAAGUUAUGUUCUGAAGAAACUGCACUAUAACCACUCACACACAUGUCCUUAACAUUUUUCAGUACUCAUUUUAACAUCAUUUCUACUCAGAAGUGGGAAAGUCAAAGAUUUACACUAGAACUCGAUUAAAAUAUAUUAGCAAUUAAUCAUUGGACUAUCAUUUGAGCAAAGCAGGCUAUAAAACAGGUUCCUUACUGCUCCCUUCUCCAUUUCUGUCAUAAAAUGCAGACAUUAUUCUAUAGUUAAGCCAGGAAGUCCUAGGUUCAAGUGUUGUCUCUGACACAUACUUGCUGCGUAACCCUGGGCAAAUUGUUUAAUCUCUCCAUGUUCUAGGCAACUGUCUAGGCUACAGGUUACAGAAAAGGUGCCAACCUGCAUUGGUAAAAGGAGAUUCCUCACCUUGGGAAUCACAGGUCAAUCCAUAUCCUUAUGGCCUGGUUAUUUUCCACAAGUCAAGCUUUCAGAACUCCUUGAAUUUCUGUUCUUUCACUAGGUGUGGGAAAUAAAAUUUUAAACUCAUAGUAUGCUCUGGUUUCUUAAAUACACCAAUUCAUAAAGAAAUAAAUUAACUCUUUCAUGGUGGAUGAUUCUAUAGAUUUUCAUUUGAUUUACUUUUAUUCAUCAGUGACUCCAAAGUUCUGCCUCAUGUAGCUAAUACAAUCAGUUGACUUAGAAUAUCAAGAUUUGGGAUUCUUUCUCCAUUGUGUUUUAGGUUUUCUUCACAACUGAGCUUAAAAAAAAAAGGAAUUGCAUUUGAAGUUGGCCGUUAAUUCGUUUACCUUCAAGCUUGAAGAAAAGUAGUAAAAUCUGGUAGAAAAAAAAAUUUCCAUAUGAGGGGGAGGAAAAUACUUUAUAAAUAAUCCCAGUCAGCAGAUUUACUCAAGUUUAGGGGGAAAAAAAUAGAAACUAUCAGAAGCAGAUGUGUACAAUGUGUCUGUUAUUGAAGAUGGAAGGAGUUCACUACUACCAGUCCAGUUACAAAGGAGUAUUGAUGGCAGUUAAAAAUACUGUGAUUGAUCACCUUUUCAGGGAGAGAGAAGAGGGCAAAGGCUUUUAAAGGCAAUCCUGAAAGCACCUGGCCAGUUUUCAUGUAUAGUAUCAGCAAGUACUCAAUACUUUUAUUCUACAGGAGUGCAGUUAUACACAUCUUUCUAAAAGGAUAAGUUCCUCUUACAUUUUGCUUACUUUGGUAUUGGUCACUAUCUUUGGAGAAAAGAUAUUUUCAUUGUGUAAUAAAAUGACCUUAAAGCACUUUUAGACCCAUGAUGAAAACACCUGUUUUUGAAGAUAUUAUUUACGUGAAAUUACCAUUAGUGUAACAGUCAAAAUUUAAGAAUCUUUUGAUAGGCUUUCUCUCUUUAAUCCUUUCUGAGAAUUAAUUGUAUCAAAGGCACUCUUUCCAGUAUGAUAGAAAUACUGUUGAUCUUUAUGAGAAGGUAUCGACAUUCUUUUAUGUCUUUUAUCUUCUAUAACACCAGGUUUUUUUGUUUAUUUCUUUAGUGUUUUGCCUUAAAUGUCAAAAGGCUGCAUCCACUAGUUUUGCUGCAUCCACUAGUUUUCUCCUUAUACCUGUCAGUGGAAUUGAUAUGCCUCAAUAAUUCAAUAUGGCUAUUUGUUUCCUAAUGGUUCCAAAGAUCAUUGUAUGCCAAUGUAACAGCACGUGGGACGCAAAUGGGGAUCAAACAAAUGGGGAAUGAAAAAAAAUCAGGAAAGUAAUAUUUUGUGCAUGACCACUGUUUUAGAAGGAUAAUUCUUCAUUUAACUUUUUAGUAUGCAAUCAACAUUAGAACUUUUCUUUGGCCUCUAUUAAUAGAGUACAUUUCCUUAUGUGGUUGGUUAGGGCAAUAAUCACUAAUUGCUAAUCUAUACCAAUUUUAAUUUCUGAAAAUAAUUAGAAUCUUGAAAAAAAUUAAAGUUAAUUCAUAAAUGAUAAUUCAUACACACAAUUUAAAAAACUACAACACAGAAUUAUAUUUUUCUUUGUAUUCUUAAAGAAAAAUGUUCAAUAGAAUCUUUUUUCAUCCUUAAAUACUAGGGCAGGAGAAUUGUAAUUGGAAAAAGGGAUUACUACCUAGCAGUGGGAAUUCUGUAAUUUACAUUAUUGAAUUAGGAAGCUGCAAAUUAAUAUAGAAAACAUAUAUUGGCAGGCAAAGUAACUCCAAGCUAGUUAGAUCUAUAAGCAGUUUUCAUACUAGCUGAAGAUUGCAUUUCUAGAGUGGAAGAUUUGCACAUCUCAGCAGCAUUAAAUGUCUAUGAAAUCACACCAACAGGACCAUACACACUAACCUCAAAAGUUGAUUUACAAAUGAUGGUAUUUUCUCAAACAAACAAAAACACCACCAUACUCCCCUACCCCUACCAAUUCUGAUCAUCCCUUCAAUAAAACUGCCAUUAGUAUGUGUAAAUGAUAUGAAAUGAUGAAGAACUUUGUAUUAAAAAGUGUCUUUGUUUAAUAAAUAAUUUAAUGUGAAUUUUAA
Molecule: messenger RNA, 5918 nt
Organism: Phascolarctos cinereus (koala)
Lineage: Eukaryota; Metazoa; Chordata; Mammalia; Diprotodontia; Phascolarctidae
Gene: VGLL3
Product: vestigial like family member 3
Biological process (GO): regulation of DNA-templated transcription
Cellular component (GO): nucleus
Source: RefSeq, a predicted model, not a curated record